Messenger RNA from Brassica rapa (field mustard), 809 nucleotides. Its product is annotated as iron-sulfur assembly protein IscA-like 1, mitochondrial. Gene Ontology annotation, cellular component: mitochondrion; cytoplasm. Gene Ontology annotation, molecular function: 2 iron, 2 sulfur cluster binding. Gene Ontology annotation, biological process: iron-sulfur cluster assembly. Lineage: Eukaryota; Viridiplantae; Streptophyta; Magnoliopsida; Brassicales; Brassicaceae. The record is from RefSeq and is a predicted model, not a curated record.
ACCGAACCUUUAGUUACUAGUCUCUUGUCUCAUUUUCUAACGAAAGGAGACAUUUUCUAGCUCUGAGAUUUUAUUCUUCUUCAUAAAUCAUCCAACAACCCGUGAACCUAUUAUAAUUUCUUCCAAGGGUUCGAUUCGAUGAAGGCUUCUCGAGUUCUAGCGGCAGCAGCAGCGAGGGUAGGACCGGCGAUGAGGAAGCAGGUGUUAACGUUGACGGACGAAGCAGCAUCUAGGGUUCAUCAUCUCUUGCAGCAGAGGCAGAAACCUUUUCUCCGAUUGGGCGUUAAAGCCAGAGGAUGCAACGGUUUAUCAUACACCCUCAAUUACGCCGAUGAGAAAGGGAAAUUUGAUGAGCUGGUGGAAGAAAAAGGUGUGAGGAUCCUUGUGGAGCCCAAGGCAUUGAUGCAUGUGAUUGGCACCAAGAUGGACUUUAUAGAUGAUAAACUAAGAUCGGAGUUUGUCUUCAUCAAUCCUAACUCGGAAGGUCAAUGCGGGUGUGGUGAAUCGUUCAUGACAACAUCUACUUCCUCGAGUGCUAAACAGAGUUGAUAGUGUUGCUGCACUAUCAUAUAAUUACAUUGUUACCAGAGUCUUUGAGAAACACAAUGCUUUUACCAGUAAGAAUUGUGCUUUUAUUGGUCACUUCAUCACAUGUACAUUAUAAACAGUCUGGUUGCUUAAAGAUAUUUCGUAAGCUAUGUACUUGUGCUUGUGAUUUUCUUGGAUAUCAAUUCAUGUAUUCUUUAGAACACCAAGUUAUAAUAAAAUGUAUGGAUUAUUUAAAUUAAUGUACGGCCUUUUCUGUUGUC